Messenger RNA from Fonsecaea nubica, 1893 nucleotides. RefSeq lists its product as hypothetical. The transcript has 3 exons. The record is from RefSeq and is a predicted model, not a curated record. The coding region runs from base 1 to 1893 and encodes 630 amino acids. NCBI's taxonomy places the organism in Eukaryota, Fungi, Ascomycota, Eurotiomycetes, Chaetothyriales, Herpotrichiellaceae. Gene Ontology annotation, molecular function: protein dimerization activity.
AUGACUCAACAAGACCGCGAGCAGAAUGUCAUAUGGGCUCAAGAGAUGCAAGAUGACGGCAUGGUGGCUGGGGUGGGCGACGAGGAUUUCACAAAAUUCCUCGACCUCGACACCGACUUCCAACACUAUGCCGCCAUGAACAAUGGCCACUCCGGCCUCGACACCCCAAUGGGUCGUUUGGGAUUUGGGAACAGCUCCGCCGAUUUGGGUUUCUCUGCUGCCGAACAGAUGAGCGUCCAUGUAACGCCAACCAGCGACCCAAUCGAUUACCGCACCCAGCUGUCGACGAACCAGCCGUACGGACAAUACCCGCAAUAUCAGCAAAUGCAGAUGGCGCCACAGUACCAUGUGCCUCCUACGCCUGUCAGUGCCGAGAUGCAUCCGGGGAAAUAUGCGCAACAGAUGGGAAACAACGGACAGAUUCUGUUCGACCACCAACAGGUGUCAUUUACCCCUCUGGUCUCUCCUGCGCAAACUCCAAUGGACGGCGGAUUUACCAUGUCCGAUUACGGGCUGGCAGACGAGUUUUUCAGCCCUCUGACGUCUCCUGCGAUUGAAGCACAGGCUGCCUUCAGUUCGACCGGGACUACCGCCUCUCCUGUGGACCUCAACGACUUGGGUGUCACGGGAAAAUCUAUCCCUGCGGGGACAAAGCGACCCCGACGCAAGGGCAGCAAUGCCGCUCGUACACCGGCUCGUAGCGUGAAGCAGUCACCUGCGAUGAAGCCUCAACCCCGUCGACGACAUCCCUCAUUGACAUCUUUGCCUAUGGACAAAAUCAGAAAUAUGUUGCCUCAGGGAGCGCUGGGUUCAACACUCCAUCCAUCGGCACCUAAUAGCGCUGUGCUUCAAGGAAGCGAUGACUCGGUUUCACCUGAACCUUUGUCUGAAGCUGCAAUGCGGCCUCCUCCUGUACCUCAUCCAGGCAAAUCGCCGCAGUCGGCGGGCAACACUCAGAAUACGCAGUCCACCAACCCGGUGACUCCUGCCACGCUGAUGAGAAUGCCUAGUAACCAAUCGUUGCCCAUGAAACACAUGGAGCAUCACGGCCCUCUCCAGGGUGCAGAUGAGCCUAUGGAGGAUAUCAUGCUACCUGCAGCAGCUGCUUCUGCCACGAUGUCCCAAGGGUUACAAAAUAUUGACAUUGGCAAGGGUUCUGUCUCCGGCGAGAACACUCCCACCAUUUCCGCGAAAUCCGCCAAGAUCAGCGCUGCUAGCACGCCUCGAAGUGCAUUGACAAGGGUAACGUCGCAGGAAACAUUUGCCAAACCUGGAAAAAUUGAAAGCCGGACAGGAGGGCGUGCUAGCAAGAAACGCCAGAGCACCACCUCUGCAACAAUUUCUCCCGCGUUACGACCAAAAAUUUCCCCGAGUAUAAGUCCAUUGGCUCCUGCGGCUGGUCCGGGUAUGUCACAUCUUUCCGCGGAGACGAGCGCAUUAUAUCUUGCCUCGAAGUCAAAUUAUCAAAACAUACUCGAAGGCACGCAUCUUCCGGGAGUUUCGUAUCCCGAGACCUUGGCUGAAAACUUGACGUCGAAGCGAACGUCACACAAAAUCGCGGAGCAGGGCCGCCGGAAUAGAAUCAAUCUUGCAUUGAAAGAAAUCGAGGCACUCCUACCCGCGUCCAUCCUCGUGGCCAACAACAAGAAAGACAAAGCAUCCAAAGACGAGAACGAGGACGGAGAGUCAUCGGCAACCGCGACAUCUAAGCCCACGGCGCCUGGACAAGGUACAAGCAAGGCGAGCACAGUUGAAAUGGCCAUUGUUUACAUCAAGAGCUUACAAAACGAAUUAAAAGAGACCAAAGAGCGACUUGAGGUGGCUGAGAAGAAAGCUGCCGAAGUGAGCAACAGGGAGAGCAGUACAGAGUGCCAAGGCACUUCGGAAGCGUAG